Capronia epimyces CBS 606.96 is the source of this 1479-nucleotide messenger RNA. RefSeq lists its product as uncharacterized. Bases 1 to 1479 code for a protein of 492 amino acids. The record is from RefSeq and is a predicted model, not a curated record. Lineage: Eukaryota; Fungi; Ascomycota; Eurotiomycetes; Chaetothyriales; Herpotrichiellaceae. The transcript is spliced from 4 exons.
AUGGUUGUACAUACCCGGUUUUGGGGUGUGAUUAAGAAAGACCUCACCACGAUCAAGGACAGACGCGUUGUGUCGGGCAGGAUCUUGAUACUGCCACAACCCUCUUUGUCACUGAAUGCACUCAUACAGCAACUUUUCAGUACCGUCGACAAAGAUGAACUCGAAUCCAUCAUCUCCAAGGACGAACAAGAGCAUCUCACAAAGAAUGUGCUGCGGCUGCCGUUCCUUUCAGCGCCCCUCAGCGGACUGACUGAUCAUCUCGUCACUCUGGCCCAAGGAACACAUAUCAAUCCCAGUGUCAGGGCAAGUGGUCAAGGGCCAGGCCAACCCAUCACAGAAGCGGUCGACCAAGGGCCCAACCCGCAGCCACGCUCCUCAGCAGCUACUAGUCCCGUUCAAGACGGCAUGGCCCCCUGUCUUGGCGAGUUCUACGAAGUCUCCAGCAAGACUCCCGUCGCUGGCGCCUCAGCAGCGACAACCACAACCGUGGCAGCCCACACUGCUGGGAAGGAUGAUGUCAAUGGACUCUCCGAGUUCAUCCAACCGCCACCGAGCAUAAAUCAGCCAGCACUCCUCAACGCCCACUUUGUCAAACGCGAGUCGGCAACGGACCCCAAGUCUGGAUGGCGUCCCACGACCGAGUGGGAAGAUCCCAUAUGGGGAUGGAUUGUGGUCAACUACAUUGACUAUGGCAUCCAGCUCUUCACCGCCCAAGGCAUCUUCUACCGCGAGGUGAGGUUACCGGGAAGGGGAGCCGGCGGUCAAACAAGAGCCGAUGCCAGUACGAAGUGGCUGCCCUUCAAGAAGACGGAGCAGCAGCCCGAUUCAACGGCCCAGCUGGACAAAUUAAUCACGCAGCUCACGGCCGAGGACGGCGUGUAUCUGCAGGCUUUCCUAGACAUGAUCAAUGGAGCCCUGAAACAGUCGGGCCCUGCCCCCGGGGAGUACGCCGAGGCCUUGAAUUGCAUCGUGGGGAGGCCGCUGGCUCUGGUCAACAUGGACAACUCUGAUGCAGACAACUCUGAUGCAGACAACUCUGAUGCAGACGACUCCUACCGGUUCCCCAUCAAGCUCGGAGACUCUCAUCGCGAGUAUGACGGCCUAGUUGGCUAUUUCCCCCAGAUUGACCGGUCCAAGUCCACCAAUCCUCCAGACGACGGCAACUUGCCCCUAAACGACGAAUUUGAUCUCACCAAGCUAUACACCUACUUCGGACUCGAUCAGAAGCCCGACGUGCCCGGUGUAACCCCCGCACUCCACCAAGCACCUGCCGCCAGCUACGCCCGCGCCUCCAAUGACGCACUACAAGUCUUCGCCGCCAUUCUGGACCCCUUCCAGCCCAUCCACGGCUCCUCCAGUUUCCUGUCCAUCAAAGAACUCAAACUGCUCGACUGGACCUGGCAGCAGGCCCUCAACCACAUGGCCGCCUUCCUCCACAUGGGUCCCGCUGAUGGUGAUGAGGGACGUGCCGGACUUUGA